This is a messenger RNA of Dentiscutata erythropus, 320 nucleotides long. The record is from the annotation of a GenBank genome assembly. NCBI's taxonomy places the organism in Eukaryota, Fungi, Glomeromycota, Glomeromycetes, Diversisporales, Gigasporaceae.
GCGUUUCGGGAAUUGCUUUGGGUGCAUACGGUGCGCAUAAGAUUAAAAAUUCUGACAAAUUAAAGAAUUGGGAAGUAGCAACUUAUUACCAAUUAAUCCACUCUAUUGCACUUGUUUCCUUUUCAAACUUGAGAAACCCCGUUACAAACAAAUCACCGACUUUGGCUGGUAGUCUAAUCGCUGCGGGUACAAUUCUAUUUUCUGGUAGUAUAUAUUUCUUAGUUUGGAAUAAUAAAUCAAAAUUAAAAGCUAGGAUAGGCUUUAUAACUCCCUUAGGUGGUAUUUUAAUGAUGGCUGGUUGGGCUGCUUUAUUAUUUUAA